Messenger RNA from Saccoglossus kowalevskii, 1041 nucleotides. RefSeq names its product L-serine dehydratase/L-threonine deaminase-like. Gene Ontology annotation, biological process: L-threonine catabolic process; L-serine catabolic process. Gene Ontology annotation, molecular function: L-serine ammonia-lyase activity; threonine deaminase activity. NCBI's taxonomy places the organism in Eukaryota, Metazoa, Hemichordata, Enteropneusta, Harrimaniidae. The record is from RefSeq and is a predicted model, not a curated record.
GGAAUCCCUUUCUCAAUCAGCUGAGCAGCGGAACAGUGCACCUUAUGUUUCAGAUAUAAAAUGGACACCAACACAGAGGGUGCUCUACCACUUCACAUACAUACUCCAUUGGUUCACAGUCGUCCAAUGUCUUUAGCCAGUGGACUCCAAAUAUAUCUGAAAUGUGAAAACCUUCAACCGACUGACACUUUCAAAAUACGAGGAAUUGCCAAUUUAUGCAGCAAGGCUAAAUCCAAUGGCUGUACACGUGUCAUAUGCUCAUCAGGUGGUAAUGCAGGUGUUGCUGCAGCCUAUGCAGCAAGGAAACUUGGACUCAAUGCAAGUAUUAUUGUGCCAGAGUCUACACCACAGUUCACAGUGGAUAGGCUCAGAACAGAACUUGGUGCAACCGUUGAAGUCCAUGGAAAGGUGUGGAAUUUAUCAGAACAACAUGCGUUAAAGUUGGCAGAAGAACCAGGGUGUGCGUAUGUGCCACCGUUUGAACAUCCAGAUAUUUGGGCAGGUCAUGCUACCGUGAUUGAAGAAAUUGCUCAAGAUUUAAAAGAGAAACCGGAUGUGAUUAUUUUGUCUGUUGGUGGUGGCGGGUUACUUAAUGGUGUUGUACAGGGACUAAGACAAGUGGGAUGGGAUGAUGUUCCAGUGGUUGCCAUGGAAACAGUUGGUGCUGACUGUUUCAACCAAGCUGUGAAAUCUGGUCACCUAGUGACCCUUCCAGAUAUAACCAGUGUUGCCAAAUGUCUGGGUGCAUUAACAGUGAGCCAGACAUCUCUGGAUUAUCAUCGCAAGCAUCAGAUACAUUCUGUUGUAGUAGAAGAUAAGGAGGCUAUAUCUGCAUGUCUUCGUUUCCUAGAUGAUCAUCGUAUGAUGGUGGAACCUGCUUGCGGUGCAGCAUUGGCGGGUAUCUAUAGCAACGUGAUCCCAGAUUUACAGAAAGGUGGUAAAUUGAAAAAUGAUGUCCGGAAUAUUGUAAUUGUUGUUUGUGGUGGAAGUAAUGUCACUUUAAAACAGUUAGUAGAUUGGAAGGAACAGUUUGGACUUUAA